Olea europaea var. sylvestris is the source of this 530-nucleotide messenger RNA. RefSeq names its product vacuolar iron transporter 1-like. The record is from RefSeq and is a predicted model, not a curated record. The transcript is spliced from 3 exons. Bases 114 to 530 code for a protein of 138 amino acids. Lineage: Eukaryota; Viridiplantae; Streptophyta; Magnoliopsida; Lamiales; Oleaceae. Gene Ontology annotation, biological process: intracellular manganese ion homeostasis. Gene Ontology annotation, cellular component: vacuolar membrane. Gene Ontology annotation, molecular function: manganese ion transmembrane transporter activity; iron ion transmembrane transporter activity.
GAAAAAUUAUCUAUCCUCUGAAAAGGAAAGUGACACAGAAAUCAAGGGUAUCAUGGUGUACAUCUCCCUCUAAUUCUCUCUUCAAGAAUCAUUCAAAGGAUCUGCAAACAUCAAUGGCUCAAGAAACAGAAAAUUCUUUGUUAAAUCAACACAAAGAAAAGCAUUUCACUGCUGGAGAAAUUGUCCGUGAUAUAAUCAUCGGUGUUUCAGACGGACUUACUGUACCUUUUGCGCUAGCCGCCGGCCUGUCCGGCGCCAAUGCGUCAUCCGCCAUCAUUCUCACAGCCGGCAUAGCCGAGGUGGCUGCCGGCGCCAUCUCGAUGGGACUUGGAGGGUAUCUUGCUGCAAAAAGUGAGGCAGAACAUUAUAUUAGAGAACUGAAAAGAGAACGGGAUGAGAUUGUUGCUGUGCCUGAUACAGGUAUUCUCAAACUCGAAUUAGCAAAUAUUUUAAGACAAAAAAGGACGUUUAGGAGAAGAAUUAACACCAUGAAGCUCGUAUGUGUAAGAAAGGAUACUCAGGAACCGUGA